Molecule: messenger RNA, 1767 nt
Organism: Stylophora pistillata
Lineage: Eukaryota; Metazoa; Cnidaria; Anthozoa; Scleractinia; Pocilloporidae
Source: RefSeq, a predicted model, not a curated record
UGUUGAACGUUUUCAGUCCGCCAGUUUGUUGUUUUGUAACCAGAUGUGCAUAAGGAGAGCAUGGUGUACUUCUACGAAUUUCAAGGCGCCCUCUCACAGAGGAAAAAUGGGAACCUGUGGACUGAACAAGCACAGUUAUUCCUCCGUUGACGGAAGGGCGAGCUUACAUCAAGAGGAUGGCGUCACUUUUUCCCUAAUCUUAAAGCCUUCAUGCCAUGGCAACCCGUGUCUGAACAAUGGGAUCUGUGUCCACGAUACUGCACAGCUUUCUUUCCACUGUGUUUGCAAGGCGGGAUUUGCUGGACCACGCUGCCAAGCUUGUACGUUCGAUUUCGAGAAUGGAAUAGAUGGAUGGGAAAAGACUGGCACAGCCUUCAAUAACCAGCCGACCUACGGUGACAACCCUACAGCUCGGAAACGGGGACAACCUGCCAAACAGCAAGGGGACUGGUGGAUUGGAGGAUUCGAGGACAGACCUUCCAAAGUUGCAUCCCCCGGGAAAGUUCAGGGAGACCGGCCACGUGGUACCCUCAUUUCUCCGUCGUUUAAAAUCAAUGGCCCCAAUAUCACCUUUCUGAUUGGUGGGGGUUGCAAAAUGAACAGCGCAAGAGCAGAGUUGGUCAUCAACAAUCAGGUGGUCAGAAUUAAGACCGGAAAUUGCAAUGAGUCAAUGCGUCUUAAAAGCUGGGAUGUUCAGAAUUUCAUCGGUCAAAGAGCCCGUGUCAGACUGGUAGAUAACAGCUCGGAAGGAUGGGGUCAUAUCAACUUUGAUCUUCUUGGAGGAGACAUAAGUUGUGAAGAGGACAAAAUUUAAUGCACGCUAAAACACUUUAAUAGAAUAAAGAAUCAAACAGUGGAACUAUUUUAUCACAAAGAUCCUUUCCAUUUUUCCAGCUUUGCACUUGGUUUUCGAUUUGGAUCAGCAGAUUGCAUCUACACAGGUUAUGAAAGUUCUUGGAAGGAUAGGGAGAAUUAAAGAUCAAAGUAUGAGCUUAGCUCUCAUGUAAACGUCGUAAAGUGACAAGGAAGAAGGCUAUAUUCCUCUUGAAUGAAAUACCGGUCGUUCAAAGGUAGCCAUUCCUAAGCGUUUCGUCGUGAUUCCUUGACAGUUUACUGAUAACUGCUUAUAAAUCUGACUGGGGGGUGGCAAUAUGGAAACAGUGUCGUGGUCUAGGGAACAAAACAAAAUCCAUCACGAGAGGUGGUCUCUCGCACAACCAUUGCUUAAGUCCGUUCCUCUAUAUCAGCUUUCGUGCGUGCAGUCAAUGACUGACUUUUUCUAUCCAAUAAUUGGAGAGAAGAAAAUGACUGCACUCGAACCACAUGGCCCAUUCAGCCUAACUGAAGAAAACAUAUUUUGUAACGUUUUGUUAGUUUCACAAGAGUAUGUAUAUUAGGUUGCAUAAAUUUAAUACUGCUGAAGUAUUUUAAGCGUUCUUGUAAGGCGUCUCAAGGGACUAGUACACUAUUUAAGGUUCGUUAAGUUAUGCAAGAACCAUUCGAGGCAUCUCUUUCAACCCUAGUUUUUUAUCUUACUUACUGUUGUAAUUUUCUCUGAGUUUGUAAAACUGUAAUGCUGUUUUUGUAACGCUUUACGCUCGCUGCAUCAAUAAACGAGAUGCCCGCUCCUAUUCUGUGUUUUGUGAUUAUUUAGAUUAGUUACAAAAUAUUUUAUAAUCGUUUCAGUGUCAUUAGAAUAUAAAUCGUGUUUCUCUAAUGCUCGUUUGUUUAUUGCUUCAGCGAAUAUCUUCAAGUUAGUGUGGUUGA